AUGGGGCAACUACCGAAAGGCCGGGUUACAGAAGCACGACCAUUCAGCAACGUUGGGGUGGAUUAUUGCGGUCCAUUCUACAUGAAGGAAAAACGAUUCCGUAAUCGAGCCCGAGUCAAAAUAUACGUCGCGGUUUUCGUGUGUCUCGUAGUCAAGGCUGUUCAUCUCGAAGUCGUCAGCGACAUGACUUCUGAAGGCUUCAUCGCUGCUCUUCGCCGUUUUGUAGCUCGACGUGGAAAACCUUCGAUCAUCAGCUCGGACAACGGGUCGAACUUUGUGGAAGCAAAAAUCGAAAUCGAAGACAUUCAGAGGUUACUUGGUUCAAACGAACAUAACACCAAGGUGCAUGACUUCUUACUGGAAAAGGAGAUCAAGUGGAAAUUUAUCCCUCCGUCAUCACCACACUUCGGUGGCAUCUGGGAAGCAGCGGUCAAAUCCUUUAAGCACCAUCUGAGACGGAUCCUCGGAAAUGUUCUUCUCUGCUUUAAAGAUUUCAACACUCUCGUAGUUGAGAUCGAGAGUAUUCUAAACUCGAGACCGUUAACCCCUUUAUCCUCGGAUCCUAACGACCCCUUAGCUCUUACUCCUGGUCACUUCCUGAUUGGCGAACCCAUGACUAGCCUGCCUGAGAUUGAUUUUAGCACAACACCAUCCAACCGUCUAUCCACCUGGAAACACGUACAGAAACUCAGGCGAGAUUUCUGGUCAAGAUGGCAUAAGGAAUAUGUCAAUGAGCUCAAUGUUCGACAUAAAUGGAACAGGGGAGACCACACCGUCGACGUUGGAUCCGUUGUCGUCAUUAAAAACGAUAAUCUUCCACCAUUACAAUGGCACUUGGGUCGCGUCACCGCAGCACAUCCGGGAGCAGACGGCAUCAUCCGGACCGUCCAGGUCAAAACGGCGACUGGGACCUUUGAUCGAAGCAUUAAAAAAUUGGCACCACUGCCCAUUGAGAAUAUUGAAAGGACAAUCGCGUCUACGAGCAGUGAAAACUCUAAAACGAUUAUGUAA
Neodiprion fabricii is the source of this 1011-nucleotide messenger RNA. RefSeq lists its product as uncharacterized. Gene Ontology annotation, biological process: DNA integration. The transcript has a single exon. NCBI's taxonomy places the organism in Eukaryota, Metazoa, Arthropoda, Insecta, Hymenoptera, Diprionidae. The record is from RefSeq and is a predicted model, not a curated record. The coding region runs from base 1 to 1011 and encodes 336 amino acids. Gene Ontology annotation, molecular function: nucleic acid binding.